Messenger RNA from Conger conger (European conger), 3064 nucleotides. RefSeq names its product HIRA interacting protein 3 (gene hirip3). The coding region runs from base 538 to 2208 and encodes 556 amino acids. Lineage: Eukaryota; Metazoa; Chordata; Actinopteri; Anguilliformes; Congridae. The transcript has 8 exons. The record is from RefSeq and is a predicted model, not a curated record. Gene Ontology annotation, cellular component: nucleus.
CUGAAACGAUUAGUUUAUCUUACUAACAUAGUCUGAUUGGGAAUUUUUGAUGGAUAUUUUUAGCUAACUAAGUUGCCUCUAUCUGAAAACUAGCCAACAAGCUGACAAACAUUCCCCAAUGGUCUCUUGCAAAUAUGUAGCUAACGUUAACUUAACUAAACUAAACUAACAUUCAAACUCGAUGGGCUGCUAAAUAGUCAGUGUUUCAAAUUUAGUGAUUUAAUUAACUCGCUUGAUUAACGUUAGCAAGCUAUCGUGAAUAGCUGUAACGUAGCUAAUUUUGGUAGCUAGCAGCUAUCGAACUAACGUGUAUAUGCAACUUUCCUGCAGUUGUUAGCCUGACGCCGGGGCUGUUGAAAUGGUAACGGUAGGGCUGCCUUCAGUCUUCAAUGCAGAAAAACAAGGAACCUUCUCACCCCAUCAGGAAAGUUGGACCGCUGUGUGUUAAAAGUUAUUGAAGGCACGCUGACUCGAAGCAUUCUCAGAGGACGGUACCUGAAGCAGGUGGGCGGGGGAACGCUGAGCCCAGAAGUGCGCAUGCUGAUGAAACGCGUUGUGGAAGAGGAACUCCUAAAAAUGCACGACAGUGACAGCAGUGACGAUGAACCCCUGGUGAUGAAGACCGUGCGCUUGUCCCCCAACAACAUUAAGCGAAAGAGAGAGGAGGAAGAUGAAGAGGAUAAAGGAUUGGCAAAGAGGAAGAAAUCCCGCCUCCAGACAAGCCCUCCAGAUUCAGCUGAUUCUGGGAUUGAAAGAGUGGGGCAGGAGGGAGAGGACAGAAGCAGGGACGGCGAGGAAGAUGAGGGCAGCGACGCGGGGCAGAAGAAGACAAAAGCCUCUUCUCGAGGGAGACGGAAGAAGGCAACGGAGUCGGACAGCGAGGAAGAUGACAACCGGGUUGCAAUGAAGAGGCAGAAGACCGCUUCUCAAGGGAGACGGAAGAAGGCAACGGAGUCGGACAGCGAGGAAGAUGAGGACCGGGUAGUGAUGAAGAAGAAGGCAACGGAGUCGGACAGCGAGGAAGAUGAGGACCGGGUAGUGAUGAAGAAGAAGGCAGCCGAGUCGGACAGCGAGGAAGAUGACAACCGGGUUGCAAUGAAGAGGCAGAAGACCGCUUCUCGAGGGAGACGGAAGAAGGCAACGGAGUCGGACAGCGAGGAAGAUGAGAACCGGGUUGUGAUGAAGAAGAAGGCAACAGAGUCGGACAGCGAGGAAGAUGACAACCGGGUAGUGAUGAAGAAGAAGGCAGCCGAGUCGGACAGCGAGGAAGAUGACAACCGGGUAGUGAUGAAGAAGAAGGCAGCCGAGUCGGACAGCGAGGAAGAUGACAACCGGGUAGUGAUGAAGAAGAAGGCGGCCGAGUCGGACAGCGAACAGGAUGCGGGAUCCGAAGGGGGGAAAUCCAGAGAUGACCCAGAGAGCUCCGAGAGCGAUCAGGAGAAGGGUCAGCCCCCCAAGAGAGGACGCCACGGGGCGCUGCCCCAGGACGGGGCUGGAGAGGGCCCGCCAGGGAAGGGCCCGCCUGGGGGUGGAGAACGGGAGAACGGGAGGAGGCCAGAGGCAUCAGACUCAUCCUCAGAAGAGGAACAGAGCGAGGGAGAAGAGAAGAUGAGGCCAAAGAAGAAGAGCAACGCUGGAAGUGAAUCAGACUCUUCAUCUCUCCCUUCCCUGGAGGAAGAGGAGGAGCCGAAGGCCAAGUCGGAGCAAGGGAAGAAGACGAUUAAGACAAAAAAGAAAGAAGAGGGAAAGGGCGCCGCAAAAGAAAGCAAGGAGGAAGAGCAUAAGGCAGUGUCCCGGCUGAAGAGGUACAUCGCCCUCUGUGGUGUGAGGCGGAACUACAAGAAGCUGCUGGAAGGCUGUCGCUCUGUGAAGUCCAAGGUUGCUGUGCUAAAGAGGGAGCUGGAGGACCUGGGAGUCACAGGUUUGCCCUCCAUAGAGAAGUGUAAGAAGGUCAGGCUGAAGAGGGAAGAGGCUCAGGAGCUGGCAGAGCUGGACAUGUCCAACAUCAUCAGCACACAAGGGCGUCCUAAGCGGAGGGGUGCGUCAGUGUGGCCGCCCCCGAGAUCAGGCUCCCCCCCUCCCUCUUCAUAUAAGCGCAAAGUGGUGUCUGAUUCGGGCAGCGACGAGGAUCAGGCACAGGAGGGAGUGCGCAGGAGGGCCUGGGGCAGCCUGAAGGGCGUCGUUAGUGACGACGCGGACAGCGACUGAGCACCGGCCACUGCCUGGACCUGUGAUGUCACACUCUGCCUGGACCUGUGAUGUCACACUCUGCCUGGACCUGUGAUGUCACACUCUGCCUGGACCUGUGAUGUCACAUUGGCAGUUUUUACAUGUUAUUAUUAAAAAUGUUUAGCAUUUGUGCUGUUUUAUGGCUCUAAAUCACUCUUUCUUUUGACACUCGUAAUAAAUAACAGAUUUUUGAAAAAGAAUGCCGGUUUUGUGCCUGAAUGGCUUUUUUUAAUCAUUCCAUUGAUGUCUUUGCUAAGAUUUUUGCCUACCAUCUCAGUUGUCUCAGGUGUCCAAGGCAAAGGCCUGUAAUCGUUUCUGCUUCAGCUUUACUUUGCUUUUACUUCUUCCAGUAAACCCGUUACUGGAUGAAGCAGGCCACUCGGGCACCAUGUGAGCUGUGUUCUGCUCUGUGGUUCAGUUCAGCUUCUCUCUGCUUCAUGUUUGCUGUGUUUACUUGCAACAUUACCUCUAGGCCGAGUGUGAUGUUUGGGGUUUUAGAGAUCCAUCUGCAUUGAGCAUGUUUAAGAAUGAGUGAAAGUCAGCCUUUUUGUAAGUAAGUGAGCUCAUGUACUGUUGACUGGAUGUGAAUUCAGGUUGAAUUUCAUGUGUCGUUCCCAACGUUCCCACCGAGGUCUCAGACUUUGCUGGCUUGCAGCAGUUUGAAUCCCGCAGUACCGCGAUGGCUUCAGCACGUUGUAAGUCUCCAGCGGAAAAUUUGGACCUGCUCAUUAUUCACGUGGUGUGCUACAUUUGGAUAAACUUUAUGUAAAUACUUUUGUAACUAUGUUGCUCUCAUUGUGCUUUAAAUAAAAUAGUGACACAAGUAUUACGCAAA